AGGGGGGUAGUGAACGCCAGGCGGGAGCAGCCGACAUCGUACGAUCCCACCGCAACAUUCCCGUCACAACUUUACACACGGCGUGACCGCUCCAGCUCGGAAGGGCGCGAAAGCUCUCUCUCUAGUAACCUUUCUUCUUUCCUUAAUCCGUGUUCUGUUCUGUGUUUGUGCUUCGAGGCUUCACGGACCUACAACUGUGAGCUUCCCAAAUUCAAACUGCCUGUGAGACACAACGACCGGAAAACGUGUGCCCGCUAUCCGGUUUAUUAUACGUGCCGGCAUGGAAUCACUGCGGUGGAGUACCGCAAUCUGGUUAUUACUGUUUGUCUUCGUAGCACUUCUUUCAAGCACAGCAUACAGUGCAAGUCAAUGUUCGACGAGUCAGUUCCGAUGCGGCAACGAGAAAUGUAUUCCAAUUUCGUGGCAUUGCGAUGAAGACGAUGAUUGCGGAGACGGCUCUGACGAAGCUAGCUGCGAAAACCGAACGUGUUCCGAAACAGAAUUUCACUGUGCUAAUGGAAAGUGCAUACCAAGUCGGUGGCAAUGUGAUAAUGAAAACGACUGUGGGGACCACUCGGACGAGGACGAUGCCGUCUGCAAAAACAAGACAUGCUCUCCUGACCAAUUCUCCUGCAAGACACAAGAAGGCGUGUGCAUCCCAAUCACAUGGCAUUGCGACGGGCAAGAAGACUGCAUGGAUGGGUCAGACGAGAAGGAUGGGUGCCAUGAUGCAACAUGCACGCAGGAGGAGUUUGCGUGCAGUAACGGAAAAUGCAUUACUAAACGUUGGAUGUGCGACCAGGACGACGAUUGUGGGGACGGAAGCGACGAGAAGAGUUGCCCAAAUGUGACCUGCUCUAGUGCGGAGUUUAUGUGCCAAAAUGGGCGCUGCAUACCUGACAGGUGGCACUGCGACGGUGAUGUAGACUGCACGGAUGGUUCAGAUGAACACAGCUGCCCUGGAACAGCCCCUAGUGCAGUCGGGCACUCCACUUGUGGAAGCAGAGACUUUGCCUGUGACAACGGUGCCAACUGCAUCAAUCUUUCCUGGGUGUGUGACGGGGAUCCAGACUGUGUCGAUGAAUCUGACGAGGCCAAUUGUACGAAUACCUGCAGGCCAGAUCAAUUCCAAUGCAAGAACCUUCACUGCAUUCCAGGACAGUUGGAGUGUAAUGGAAUAGCCGAAUGUCCGGACAAAUCCGAUGAGCACGAGAAUUGUCCCAGCAACAAAGAAUGCGAUCCAGAGACCCAGUUUGAGUGCAGCCCUUCAAACUGCAUCUCUAAAGACCUCGUGUGCAAUGGAAAGAAUGAUUGUGGAAAUUUCGAAGAUGAGCCAAAGGAGCGUUGCCACAAAAAUGAGUGCCUGUUCAGGAAUGGAGGCUGCUCGGACAUAUGCCGCGAUGAUCCAAUCGGUUACCACUGUGAAUGUCAUCGUGGUUUCAAGAUGAUGUCUGAUAACCGUACCUGCGAGGAUAUUAACGAAUGUGAAAUUCCGGGGUCUUGCUCUCAAAAGUGUACCAACACGAAGGGAGCUUACAAGUGUGAGUGCAUCGAAGGUUAUUCGGUUGAGCCAAGGGAUCACAGACUCUGCAGGGCAACAGUUGGUGUGGCGUACCUGCUGUUUGCAAACCGUCAUGACAUCAGGAAAAUUAACCUGGAAACGAAUGAGUACAACGAGGUUAUCUCUGAGGUAAAGAGUGCCGUUGCAUUGGACUACUUGUACAACAAGGAGCUUCUGGUCUGGUCCGACACAGUCAUUGAAGCCAUCAACAGUGCGCCAAUGAAGGGCGGUAACGAAAUCACAACGGUUAUCAAGGACCAUCUGCAGGCUGCAGACGGACUGGCAGUCGACUGGAUUUACAACCACCUUUACUGGACAGACACUGCUAUGAACACCAUAUCCGUGGCCAACCUGGACGGCACGAUGCGGCGAACCCUCUUUUCUGACAACUUGGAUGAGCCGCGCGCCAUCGUGGUCAACCCUCUUGAAGGCUGGAUGUUCUGGUCUGACUGGGGCAGUGCAGCAAAGAUUGAACGUUCAGGCAUGGAUGGGUCUCACCGUGCUGCGAUUGUGACAACUGACAUCCUCUGGCCCAAUGGACUUGCUAUUGACUAUGUAACCAAGAAGCUGUUUUGGGCGGACGCAAAGCUGCACAUCAUCUGUAGUUCGGAUUAUGAUGGAACAAAUCGCCGCGUGGUUGUUUCAUCCCCUCUGGCUGUGAAGCACCCAUUCUCCUUGGAUGUCUUCGAGGAUUGGCUCUACUGGACAGACUGGGACCUGGAGGCCAUCAACAAAGCCAACAAAUUCACCGGCGAGAACGUAACGUCAAUAAUCCACGAGGUUUACUCACCCAUGGCACUCCACAUUUACCACAGCUAUAAGCAACCUGAAGGGGAAAACUACUGCAAGCAUGCAAACGGACUUUGCUCUCAUCUUUGUUUACCAGCACCAUUGUUCAGCAGCCACUCUUCGCGCUACACGUGUUCAUGUCCCAAUGACAUGGAGCUGCAGGAGGACAAGCAGAACUGCAAAAUAAUUGAAACGAGGGACAUGAAGAAAUCUGUCCUUGAUGUGGACUGUGCUUCUAACAGCACUAACACAUCAGACACUUCUCCUUCCAAUAACUCUGACCUCUGCAAUACCGUUGUAACCACAACAGAAAUUACGCAAGCACCGACACUAUUACCCACCACCACCAUCACCACAAUGCCACCAGUAAAUGAGAACACCACAGCAGUUGAAUUGGGCGUGCAAGAAGAAAAGCCGGACACGGGUAGGAUAGCAGGUGUCGUCAUCAGCGUCCUGGGCGGGCUCACCAUUGUAGUCACCAUGGUGGCGUAUUUGGUGUACCGCAAAUUCAGGAGAAACAUCACCAGCUUAAACUUCGACAACCCUGUCUACAGGAAGACAACAGAGGACCAGUUGAGCUUAGAAAAGAACCAGUACCAGCCUGCAAGGUCGUACCCUCCGAGUAUGGAACCUCUUACGUCGCCAGGCACCAAUGAGUUUGUAUAGUAACCACCAAUUAGCUAGGAGCUCGGACACUGGACUGGCCGUCAGUGCCAGAAAGAACUGAUAUCCACUGUGUGCAUCUCGUUGCCGAAAAAACCUGUCGAAGUCACAGGUUUUCCUGCAAGGACGUUUGGUUGGCCACACUGAGGUUGAAUGGAGAGUGUGCGACCUAAACACUCAACGGUGCUAGCGGUACUGCUUCCUGUUCGCUGGAGCUAAAUUGGGACUCUGUGCGUCUUCCACCGUGUUGAGCCAAGAGACUUCACGCAAGACAUUUUCAACAAACUGUGUGCAACGGACUCGACGGGCACAGCUUUGUGAGCAAUGCUUGAGCACCAGUGUGUAUACUGCAGUGUCGUGAGUAACGGGACGGUACGCGUGCUCAGAAAUUUGGUUUUCCCUAGGUUUAUGCUUCACCAUUGAAACGUUGAAGAUAGAAAAAACAAACUGUAUUCCUCCACCAUAGGUUAAUUUAUAUUCACAGUGCAACAAGGUCUGUAACAUUUUUGAAUGGAGAUUGACCCGGAGGGAGCUGGGGUUCACCCGGUCUCCGGGGGUGAAGUGUGGUUGUGCAUGUUUUUGUGUGAAUGUUCAUUUAUAUGCAGGAUGCCCUCUGUUUGUGAACUUCUCAUCGGGCAACAGUGAGAAACCAAGAACCAUCUUCCUUUUGUAUUAUAGUACUUUACUGGUCAUUAACACCUUGUUCUCAUUGCGAAUUACUUUUUUGUGAGUAGGAUUUUCCCCAUUGUUACAUGUUUUGUAAGAUGGAAGCAUAUUUAUUAAGUUUCACUAGCCGUAGGAAGUUGCUUUGGGCUCACUGGAUGCAGCAUUGUACUUUGUUGCUGUGCAACAGUUCAGAGUGCUAGCAGCCAAUUGCAUUGUGAUGGAUGCCUUUGUCUCUGCACUGCACAGUUUGGCAUCUGCAGGUGUUCACAAAUCGUGCAGUCUUUAGUGUCAACAAUGUGUUAAAUGAAUGGCAACUCUCAUUUCACAAUUACGUGUGAACAAAAUUCUGAACUUUAUUUAUUUGUGACAAAGGCAAAGUUGGCAAAAGUAUAAAAUACAUUUUGUCCGAGCUUAGUCUGAAAACUUGGAUCUCUGAUUCAGAAUCUCGUAACUUAAAAGUAUAUGGGGGUAUAAGUAUCGUGGUAAGAUGAGCAUUUCUUUACAAGGAACUCUGCAGACUAUCUGCAGUCAACUUGACUUGCAGCUAGUAGUGCUUGUGUAAUGACUUCUGUUGUGAAUAUUGACUUGUAAUUUAUGUACAUAGUUUUUGUGUUCAACUAAAAUAAAGUGUGUGACCAUAGUAA
Messenger RNA from Ornithodoros turicata, 4323 nucleotides. RefSeq names its product very low-density lipoprotein receptor-like (gene LpR1). Gene Ontology annotation, cellular component: plasma membrane. Lineage: Eukaryota; Metazoa; Arthropoda; Arachnida; Ixodida; Argasidae. Bases 281 to 3016 code for a protein of 911 amino acids. Gene Ontology annotation, molecular function: calcium ion binding; protein binding. The record is from RefSeq and is a predicted model, not a curated record. The transcript has 19 exons.